Parus major (Great Tit) is the source of this 499-nucleotide messenger RNA. Its product is annotated as antigen peptide transporter 1-like. The record is from RefSeq and is a predicted model, not a curated record. The coding region runs from base 94 to 474 and encodes 126 amino acids. Gene Ontology annotation, molecular function: ATP binding; ATPase-coupled transmembrane transporter activity; ATP hydrolysis activity. NCBI's taxonomy places the organism in Eukaryota, Metazoa, Chordata, Aves, Passeriformes, Paridae. Gene Ontology annotation, biological process: transmembrane transport. The transcript is spliced from 2 exons.
GUCCCCGGAGACGCAGGUGCGCAGUGGGUGCAGCUCCGCAGUGUGUCCACACGAUGUCCCCGUGGUGUCCCGCGUUGUCCUUGUGGUGUUCCCAUGGUGUCCCCUCUGUCCCCAGAGGUGGGCCCACGGGGGAUGCAGCUUUCAGGGGGGCAGGCACAAGGGGUGGCGCUGGCCCGGGCCCUGCUCAGGAACCCCCAAGUGCUGGUGCUGGAUGAGCCCACGCGGGCACUCGACCCCAUGACCCAGCGCCAGGUGGAGCAGGAGCUGCUGUGUCCCGGCGCUCCUGGGGCAGGGGAGAGGCCGGCAGUGCUGCUGGUGACAGGGCGGGUGGCCCUGGCCCAACGGGCUCCGAGGGUGGCCCUGCUGGAGGGGGGACGGCUGCGGGAGCUGGGGACCCCCGGCGAGCUAAAGACCCUCCCGUGGGGGACAGCGGGGGACACUGGGGACACUGGGGAUGGGGAGGGGGACGACUAGGGCUGGGAGGGAGACACCGGGGAUG